Molecule: messenger RNA, 1731 nt
Organism: Lodderomyces parapsilosis
Lineage: Eukaryota; Fungi; Ascomycota; Pichiomycetes; Serinales; Debaryomycetaceae
Gene: GNP1
Product: amino acid transporter
Exons: 1
Coding region: 1-1731 (576 amino acids)
Biological process (GO): amino acid transmembrane transport
Cellular component (GO): membrane
Molecular function (GO): amino acid transmembrane transporter activity
Source: RefSeq, a predicted model, not a curated record
AUGGCCCCUGUUGAGAAACUAACACCACUGCCACUGUCAGUGCCCAAGGAGACGGACUACAAUGACUCGGUGGAAUCUCCUUAUAUGAUUGAAGUUGCAGAUGAGACCACCUCGAGAUUUACCAGAUUCAAAGACUCUUUUAGGCGAAAAGUGGUUGAUGAAUCACAGAAACAUGAAGUUGGGCGUCAGAUGUCCAAGGCUAUUAGUCUACGUCAUUUGAUUCUUAUGGCCCUUGUUACUGGUAUUGGUACUGGUCUUUUGGUUGGUACUGGGCUGGUGUUGCAUAAAUCAGGACCAUUGUUUCUUAUUAUUGGUUUUGCCAUCGUUGGUUCAUUCUUGUAUCCAACUUUACAAGCAGCAGGGGAAAUGGCGGUUAAUUAUUCUGAUUUGUCUGGUGGUUAUAACAACUAUCCAAGGAGGUUUAUUGAUGAAUCGGUUGCAUUCGCAAUUACUUGGAACUAUUGUAUUCAAUGGUUGUCUGUUAUAUCUAUUGAAUUGGUUACCGCGGCAAUUACCAUUUCGUAUUGGAACACAACUGUCAAUGCCGACGUUUGGGUGACAAUUUUCUAUGUCGUUAUUGUUAGCAUUAACUUUAUUGGUGCAUCAGGUUAUGGUGAAGCAGAGUUUUUUAUAGGUUCUUGUAAGAUUAUGAUGAUUAUUGGUUUCAUCAUUAUGGGUAUUGUUGUCAAUGUUGGUGGUGGACCCAAUCACGAAUUCAUUGGAGGUAGAUAUUGGAGGGAUCCAGGAUACUAUACAAACUUCAAAGGGUUAUGUUCGGUUUUUGUCACUGGUAGUUUUGCUUUCGGACAAACUGAGUUUGUUGCAUUGAGCGCUAGUGAACAGUCAAAUCCACGAAGAGCCAUUCCUGUUGCAACCAAGUUGGUUGCUUAUCGUAUUGUCAUUGUUAUGCUUGGAAGUUUAACAAUUGUUGGUUUGCUUGUCCCUUACACUUCAGACAGAUUGAUGGGAUCUAGUGGUGGUGGAUCACAUGCAUCACCAUUUGUGUUAGCGGCUGCAUUGCAUGGUGUUAAAGCUGUGCCUUCAAUCAUCAAUGCCGUUAUUCUCAUGUCUGUUACUUCAGUCGCAUCGUCCGCAUUGUACUCUUCUUCGAGAACGUUGCAAUCAUUAUCCGAACAAGGUUUUGCCCCAAGCUGGCUCAACUAUAUUGACAGAACCGGUAGGCCAUUACGUGCUUUAUUCGUUUGUGCAUUCUUUGGAUUAUUUUCAUUUAUUGCAGCAUACAAGAAACAAGAAACUGUUUUCAACUGGUUACUUGCUAUUUCCGGAUUGUCACAAAUUUUCACUUGGGGUGGUAUUUGUAUCUCACAUGUUCGUUUUAGAGCCGCUUUGAAAUACAAUAACAUUUCAACAGAUUCAUUGGGAUAUGUGGCAAAUACUGGUGUCUAUGGAUCAUACUAUGCCAUCAUCUGGUAUUGCCUCGUUUUAAUAGCACAAUUUUGGAUUGCAUUGUACCCCAAAGGCGAAGGUAAACCCAAUGUGACUACGUUUUUCCAAAAUUAUCUUGGUGUAAUUGUGUUGCUUUUCUUUUAUGUUUGUCACAAGUUAUGGACUCGUAAUUGGUCUUUGUACGUCCCAUUGAAAGAUAUCGAUAUUAACUUGGAUAGAACUCUUUUUGAUGAAGAGUUGUUGGCAAUUGAAAAGGAAGAAGAAAGGGAAAAAUGGAGAAAGGCACCAUUUUAUAAAAAGAUUGUGCAAGUUUUGUUUCUUUGA